CGACGAUCGGGUCAUACCGCGUGCCACCUUCGAACGAACGUCCGCGUACCAGCGCGAGCGAGCUCCGCUUCGCCGUUUCAAACAAACUUCAAACUCACUUUCGUCCAAACCUGUUUCGCAAUAGACCAACUUUUGAUAAAACAUACAGCACGAAAAUCACUCUAUUUAUUUUCGUAGGUAAACUCAAACAUAGUUUAAUUUUUAAUAAUUACAAAGUUUAAAAAGUUUGUUUGUAAGUCGGCGGCCGUGUGCGGUGUGCAUGUGUAAGCUCUAAAGUCAUGGCUGGACAAAGUUCUCACUAAACCGGUGUCAAUAAGCGUUCGAAGUUAGAAGAGAGUUUCGUUUGAACCCCGGCCUUUCGAUAAUGAGCCUCGAUGUUUAGACGGGACGGCAAGACUCGUUACGUGCGCGUGAUCCUGAAGGCGAGGACCUGGAAACGCGUGCCGAUGAGGCUUUUAAAGUGGCGCAAGAAAAUGACAUCGACGAAGGAAUACAAUUUGGUGCCGAACGAUGAGUUCGAUACGAGGAUCCCUUUGCAUUCGGAUGAGGCUUUCGAUUACGGGAUCGCCUUUCAAGCUAAGUACAUUGGAACAAUGGAUGUGCCUCGACCGACAAGCCGCGUUGAGAUUGUUGCUGCUAUGCGACGUGUUCGCUAUGAAUUCAAGGCUAGAGGAGUGAAGAAACGCAAAGUGAUCGUAGAUGUGUCGACUGAUGGCGUCCGAGUUACUACCAGGAAGAGCAGCAAGGGAAAGAGCGCCGGUGCCAAGCUGUUUGGUCGCAAGAAUAAUCAAGCCAGCGAGACAAUUGAGAUCAUGCAUCACCCUAUCUACCGCAUCUUCUAUGUCUCCCACGAUAGCUCUGACUUGAAGAUAUUUUCGUACAUCGCCAGAGAUGGGGCUACUAAUGUCUUCAAAUGUAACGUUUUCAAGAGCAAGAGAAAGAGUCAGGCCAUGCGGAUCGUGCGUACUGUCGGGCAAGCCUUUGAAGUAUGCCACAAGAUGCAGAACAAUUCUCCAGAGCAGCCAGCUCCAUCUACUUCUUCUGCCGUCGAUGAACCUGUGGCCAGCUGCAGUGAUGCUCCCGUCUCGAAAGAAGGACCGUCAGAAUGUGAGUCUGGUGCUGCUUCUACGUCGAAGGUCGUGGUUGAAGAAGGAGCUGUUGGAGGGAAAGAGGAACCGACUCGUCCCAAAACAUUGGAUCUCCUGCCGCCACCACCGAGGAAGGAGGGAAAACGUUCUCCUCAGCGUAUCGUUCCAACACCGGGAAUAAAUCUGCCAGAUUUACCGGAAUGCGUGACUAAAGUGGACAUACCUGACGCGGACGUCGUUGGCGAGUCCGCGACCCCGCUCAGUGCGCAACAUCAACUGCAACUGUUGCGCGAACGUCUCGAGCAACAAGCCCAACAGACGCGGGCGGCUGUGGCUCAACUAUUGUUGCUACGUGAUCAACUCGCCGCCGAACAGGCUGCUCGCUGCGAAGCUCAGGCUCGUACUCAUCAGCUCUUAGUUCACAACAAGGAGUUGCUUGAGCACAUCUCUGCACUGGUGGCUCACCUGCAAGAACGCGAGAAAGGCUCCUCGCGUCCAAUCAACGCGCAACAACUGACGCUCUUACCUCAGACGCAAGCCGAGGGGAUAAACGAAGCUACACAAUCACAAAUUUCACCGAAAGGCAGUCAACAACAACUGAGCACCGAAGCACUUAUUAACUUAUUUGCCCAAACCAAAGUGUCUCAGAAUGUCGAGAACAACAAUAUGAAAUUUUCCCCUUUUUGUGUCACUCCAACAUCCGAACUCACUAACGGACCCACUUCGGCUCCAUGCUUCGGAACCAUGACAAAUGAUCAAAUACAAAACUAUCUUAUCUCUAAAUUCCAAGACAUGGGUGGUUUCUCCAACAACAACAACAACAACGAUCAGAAGCCAACUUUUAAUGCAAAUCAACAGUUUUAUCAGAACUCUAACGCUUUUCCAAACAUUCCACCGCUGACAAAUCACUACAGCAACUCUGAUCUGGCAAGCUUGAUGAACCACAGGACGUACAAAGAUCAAUGCAACUCUACGGACGAACUUGGAGCAAUGGCUCAGGCUAUGAGUUUGGGACAUUCCGAAAAUUCCUUGUACAGUAACAGCCAAGCAACAACUUCCAAAGAUUCUAGCCCCGAUGAAUUCAGCUCUGAUGACGGUAUACCAUUCAUAAUGCCACUGUCUCAUAACGGAACUUUGGCGGCUACCGGGGAUGAUGGAAAACUGAGGUUAAUUGUGCCGGUCAGUCCGUCAGAGAGCACGUCUGAUGUUGCGGAAAUUCACCCUGUAGAAUCUCCGUCUACGUCAGGGCAUACGCUGAAAGUUCCGGGACAAGUUGAGUUACUAGCGCCUGCUGCUCCUAUAACUCGCACUACCAGCGAGAAGGUCCCAAAUCGCAGUGAAAUGAUGACUGCUCUACGUUCCCAGUGGACGCGCCACACCACCAAAUAAACGAAAUCUUGGGCAUUCAUAAAUUUAACACCGAGUCUUUGUGUUUCAUCUCUGAAAGAAUACACGAGGAUUGUAAAUUUAGCGUAAAGUUUAUACGCCUAUAUUUUAUUACUGAAAAAUUUAUGAACUUUAAUCGUAGGGUUCUUUUUUUAUUUAAGAUUUAAAGGUGCCAAUACCUAUCUUAGUUACAAUUAUUCGGUAUUAAUUCGAUUAGUUAGAUAGAAUUUUAUUUACAUAUCAUUCGUAGCUCUAGUCUGGGAUGCAAAAGUCUAAUGUAUGUAUUUAACACAUAGUUAUGAGUGAGACGACCGAAGAGCAUAUCCUUAUCAUAUCGCCACUAAAAAUAGGUUCUACUUUUAUGGCCCAUAUAGUACGAAAUGCAACCCACGGUGGUAUUUAAUGCUACGACCAGCUAUAAAAAUCGAAUAACGAAUUUAUGCGAAACUAGUCGUUUACUCUUAAAUGUUAGAUGAAAUAUGUUUGUGUGAUCCAAAAAAUCUAGACGUUAUAAAAUAAUAAUAAGAAAAAUCAUUAAAAGCAACAAUAGUACAGGAUACAUUUCAAGUGGGACAUAUGUCAUGUGAUUCGGCUAUAAACAUUUUUAUUCGUUGUCCAGUAGACUCGAGUGGAAUCAUUAUAAUUCAAAUUCCUAAUAAGCUAGGGAUUUGAGUUUUGAACAUAUUAUUAUUAUGUGGCUCAGAAUCGGUGGCAAUGAACUAAAAAACGGAGAUAGAACUUUGUCGAAUAAUUCGUAUUAAACACGUGAUAUUUUCAAAAUCGUCAAUUUUAUUGUUUUUGUUUUAUUAGCUACUAGUAAAUUGUUCAUUUUGAAAACCGCAUUUUUCAAACAAUUUUUAUUUUGUCAAUUAAACAAUUUAUAUUUUGUCAUAAUUGAAUUUAGUACACAUUAUUUGAUUAAAGUAAUAAUUUACAGUAUAGGUUAAUUGUUUAGAGAGAAAAAAAAACAAAUCUAUCAACAACUACGUAUAAACAUUCCAUAUUACGCAUAGACGGUAGGUACAUUUGCCUACUUCAUUAAUUUAUAUUUUACACAUAAGUCUCACUUGAAGCCAAACUACAACAUUAUGCUUACCUUAUAUUGUAUGUUGUUUACGGAGUAACAUUUAUGGAGUACGGAGUAACUUCGCUGGAUUGUGCCAAAGUAACCAAAGAUUUUAUUUAAAACAACUCUGUUUCCAAAACUGUUUCCGUUCCGAUCUAGAAACGGAAAUUUAGAACGUACCAAAGUUUUUUAAUCUUGGCGCUGAUCAGUUUGUACCGUAGAGUUACCUCAAUUAAAUCUCAAGAAUUAUUAUAGUACAAUUUAUUAUUUAAAUUUCAAUUUAUUUUACACUGAAUCUAUUAGUACGGGCCAACUUGACCGCUUUUAGGCUUUUGUAAAAUUUACACACUUCAACGUUUAAAUACCGUUGUCAUACUAUAUAUCGUAUAAUACUAUAUAAUACUUCUAGUCUUUUUUUUUUUUUAAAGAAAACACUAUAUUCAACAAUUGGAUAAUUGAAUAAUAAAAUCUAUUUUUUUUUUAAUUACUGAUCAAUUUGACCUAUUACGUUACGAAUACGUAUACAAAAACUGUCAGUAGGCUAGUGUUAAAUAUAACACCUAGUAAUUGUUAAAAAGCACUGAUACAUUAUUCCUCAUGGCUACCUGCAGUCAAUAUCCUGUGAAAAAAUCAAUGCCAAUUCAACCUACCAUUAUUUGUCUAUACAAAUAUGUUUAGUAGAAAAAUACUUGAUACAUAUUAAUUCCAAACUUCACUCUCGAAUAGUCAGAUCAUUGGCCUCAGAGAAACAAAGCUAUUCACAAAGGGAACGUAAGCACCGUUUGAUAGGAUUAUCGUAUUUUGUUUGAUGUUAAACUGACUUGAUGUGGGACUAUUCAUAAAUACGAAAUGUAUUGUAAUUUUCUCUGACGUUAUACAUAGCUCUUGUGUGUAGUUUACAAUCUAUUAAAAAGAUAAUAGUUAUUUGAUGCUUCAACAGUAUUAGUCAAAAAAAAUAGAUUAAAGUACAUUAAGUUCUACGUCAUUGCUAUUGGUGUUUAUAAAGCCACAGUAUACAAUUUUAUCUCAUUAUUUAAGGUGAAAUAGAUCUUAGAAAAAUCGUAAUUCUGAAUUUAUAUCUAAAGCAAAUAUUUAGUAAUUGUUAUCAGAUUUUUGAUGUUUAAUAAACCUUAGAAAUAGAUUCGUGAAGAUUAAGAAUUACUGUUAACUACCUUUUAAAAGAUGUUGAGUAAAAUCGAAAUUUGACUUUUCAUUGUGUCUUUUAAUAAAUGUUUUUAAUUUUUUUAUUUACAAUUUCAAACUAGGUAGGCAAUGCUUUGAUUUUAUUUCGUUGAGACGGUAUUAGUGUUCCUCAUAAUGGUACUCAAAAGAUGCAAGUGGUUUCGAGUAGUUUAAUAAACAAAUAGAUUUUAGACAAUACUAUUCAAACUAAUAUUGUUACAAAUUAACUGUUUGUUCAAUGUCGUGUAAUCAAUAUUUCAAUGUUUAACGCAGAAUAUUAUAGUACUUUAAAUGUAAUAGUUGAAUGUUAAUUAUGUCAUUCCAAUUCAUAAUAUGUGCUAUGUAAUCGUGUGAUCAAUAAAACUAUCCUACUCCAGA
Molecule: messenger RNA, 5100 nt
Organism: Bombyx mori (domestic silkworm)
Lineage: Eukaryota; Metazoa; Arthropoda; Insecta; Lepidoptera; Bombycidae
Product: carboxyl-terminal PDZ ligand of neuronal nitric oxide synthase protein
Exons: 10
Coding region: 375-2477 (700 amino acids)
Molecular function (GO): nitric-oxide synthase binding
Source: RefSeq, a predicted model, not a curated record